AUUUUCAAAUUUGACUAAAUUAAUUUUCCUGAAUGCCUGAUAUUUACUAAAAAAAAAAGUCACAAGGAAAAGUUGCCCUGAGAAAAGUCAUUAGAAACUCAACUUUUUUGAAUUUGCACCACAAAAAUUCAAACUUUAUUUAUUUAUCGCAGUAACAAUAUAUAUGACAGAAUCGGACAACACAGUUGAUAUAUAAGGGGUUUGCCAUUGAUAUAAAUAACUACACGUGUGUAUGUUCCAGUAUUAAAAAAUGUUCCAAGACUAAAAAUCUUAAAAUCAAUGGCUAAUCAGCUGCAGCAUUAGAAGGUGAGGAAGAAGGAAGGAGAGCAGCCAAAAUCCACCCAUGAACAUAUUUAUGAUAUCCUGUUCAUAUUAUAUUUAUGUUAAUCAUAUGCACAUGUUCUGCAGGUGGACUGUCAUAAACAAAUACAUAUUAGAAGGAUGAAUCGAUUAAAGGUGUUUGGCUUUCUAGUUUCUGCAAUAACCUUGGGCUUCAUCUACAAGACCACCAGAAAGCAAUCAAUCCUUCCUUAUAUUCUUUCCUCCAUCUCAAACCCUUUUACCAACACCAGUAUAAAUCCAGAGGGAAUUCUAAAAGAAGGGAAUGGAAUUAUAUUUUUGGAGACUACAGACAGAAUGGAGCCACCAUCUUUAGUGCUGUGUGCUAUUGAGUCAGCGGCUCGUGUGUACCCUGAUAGACCGGUGGUUUUCUUCAUGAAAGGUUUGACUGACAUUAACACAGAAGAGGAUGAGAAACAAGCAAAGAAAAGAUUUCCAUCUCUGUCAUCUCUUCAGAAUGUCUACAUCUUCCCACUCAAAAUGGAGGAAUUGUUUAAGGAUACACCACUUCUCAAGUGGUUCCUGAAGGCUGAUCCUAAACAUGAAACGUACUGGAUCCAUAACCUCUCAGAUGGCUGCAGGAUGGCUAUGAUGUGGAGAUAUGGUGGUUUUUAUUUUGAUUCCGAUGUCAUUUCAAUGCGACCAAUCCCAGAAAUAAACUUUCUGACUGCCGAGCAUGACCAGACAUCUGGCAGUAGUGUUUUUGGUCUCACUCCUCAUCACAGUUUUGCCUGGACAAGUUUGAAUGACUUUGUACAGAAUUACAAUGGAGAUGCGUGGGGAAAUCAAGGCCCAACUCUGUUUACACGGGUUCUGAAACAGUCAUGUGAAUUAUCUGCCUUUAAAUCUCUAGACAAUAUUGUAUGUGGAAAUAUCUCCUUCCUGCACCCUGAGCGCAUCUAUCCAAUACCAUAUGGAGGCUGGAAGAGAUACUUUGAGGUUUGGGAUAAAACACCAACUUUUGAUAAUUCGUAUGCUUUGCAUCUCUGGAAUUAUAUGAAUAGCGUUGAGAAAAAGACUGUAGUUAUAGGGAGUAACACGUUAGUGGAAAAUCUCUAUAAACAGUAUUGCCCAUCAAUUUAUGAACUUCUCGCAAAAAAUGUAACAACAGCAAAUCAACACACGUAGAUAUUCAGCAAACCAAGAAUUAAAGUUGUGUAAUUUGCCUUUCUAUACAUCUUUAUGAGGAUUUUCUUAUCAAAUAAAGGGAAUUUAUAAAAAUAUACAAAAUGAAUUUUAAAAUGUUUGUAUGCAACAGAAUGGUUGUAUUCUCACAAAUUAUUGUUUAUAUGUUGUAUUCCUGAUGUAAAACACUAGAAUUUAUAAAGCGCCCAGGAGGGACUGAAACUUUGCCCUUGUACAUUUGCCCUGUACAUAUGUAUAUGGCUUAAUAAAUCACCUUUACUCCACACAUAUCAUUAGUCUGCUAUAGGAUUUUUUUUCUACAAAAAAUUAAAUUCUAAGAAAAUGU
Molecule: messenger RNA, 1810 nt
Organism: Xenopus tropicalis (tropical clawed frog)
Lineage: Eukaryota; Metazoa; Chordata; Amphibia; Anura; Pipidae
Product: alpha-1,4-N-acetylglucosaminyltransferase
Exons: 2
Coding region: 442-1467 (341 amino acids)
Cellular component (GO): membrane
Molecular function (GO): UDP-glycosyltransferase activity; hexosyltransferase activity
Source: RefSeq, a predicted model, not a curated record